Messenger RNA from Nicotiana tabacum (common tobacco), 534 nucleotides. Lineage: Eukaryota; Viridiplantae; Streptophyta; Magnoliopsida; Solanales; Solanaceae. The record is from RefSeq and is a predicted model, not a curated record.
AUGAUAGAGCGGUGGCGACCGGAGACGCACACGUUUCAUUUACCCAUCGGCGAGGCUACCAUCACGCUUGAGGACGUGGAGGUUCUCUUCGGGUUUCCGAUUGAUGGAUUGCAUGUAGCUUACCCGCAUGCUCUUAGAGACUAUAGGGAAGUGCAUUACCUGUAUAUGUUGCAGCGACUCACCUGUUUCCAGCCAGCGGAGGAGACUGCAUUGAGUGGGGCAAGUCAAUUGCAGAUGACGCCCGUCCGAAAGCAUCUGGAGGCGAUGGAUGCGGAGAUUAUUGAUGCUUCACUAGCGGAGGAUAUCGACUGGCACACGAGAUUGUUGUUGAUGCUGAUGUUUGGUGGUGUAUUGUUCCCGAACACUUCGGGGAACCUAGUCAGCUUGAUAUUUUUACAUCAUCUGGAGCAGCUAGAUGAAUUACCUGGUUACAGCUGGGGUGCAGUUGUUCUAGGUUACCUGUAUAGGCAGAUGUGUCGGCGUGCAUGGGCACCCAGAGAGACGUUGUCGGAUUUUUACCGCUGCUGCAGGUGA